Medicago truncatula (barrel medic) is the source of this 1059-nucleotide messenger RNA. RefSeq lists its product as uncharacterized. Bases 102 to 773 code for a protein of 223 amino acids. Lineage: Eukaryota; Viridiplantae; Streptophyta; Magnoliopsida; Fabales; Fabaceae. The record is from RefSeq and is a predicted model, not a curated record. The transcript is spliced from 2 exons.
AAUCAAAUUUAUUUGCAUCAAACAUUUGAAGAAAUCCUAUCUUCCAAAACCAUCAAAGAAAAUUUUUAGAGGACUCAAAAAGAGUUACAUAAAUCAAAACAAUGGCUUACUGGUCAGCAGAAAAUGCCACAAAAGCCUAUCUCAGCACUAUGAAAAUGGGUCAAAAGGCAAAGGAACCUGCUGUAGCUGAAUUUAUAUCAGCAAUAGCAGCUGGAAACAAUGCACAAUUAAUGGUUGUAGCUUGUGCUGGUGCAGCAGAUCCAACAACACUUGCAUUAGUUGCUGCUGCUAAUCAAACAAAUGGCAAAGUAAUAUGCAUUGUUCCUACCAUCGAAGAUCUAAUCACAUCAAAAAAAAUCCUAGGAGCGGCUUCUAAUCAAGUUCAAUUCAUGAUUGGAAAAGGAGCACAAGAAUUAUUGGUGUUAAACAAAGCUGAUUUUGUGUUAAUUGAUUGCAACCUUAUGAAUCAUGAAGAGAUUGUUAAAUGUGUUCAAAUUGGUUGUUGUAAACAAAAAGGUACAGUUGUUGUUGGUUACAAUGCAUUUAGUUCUAAAGGGUCAUGGAGAUCUUGUGGAUCAAAAACUCAAUUGCUUCCUAUUGGACAAGGGUUGUUGGUAACAAGAUUUGGAGAGAAUAAUGCUAUUAGUCCUAAAUUUGAAUCUGGAAUCAGUAACAGCCCUCGAAGUCGUUGGAUUGUGAAGGUUGAUAAAUGUACUGGUGAAGAACAUGUUUAUAGAGUUAGACUUCCUCAAGGAAAAGUGAUUUAUGCUUGAUUACAUUCGUUCUUGGAUCAAAAUCGGACGUAUUGUAAUCCAAAUUCGAUAAAUUGUGUUCAAAAUGCGAGAUCGAACAUAAGCUGUUCAAUCUUGAUUUGACAGUUCAUAUCGGUAAUGGUGUGACUGCAGAGAAUUCAAAAUCAGCGACUGAUUCUACAUUUAAUUUUUGGGAAUAGGAAAUAUUGAUCAAUUUUGUUCUAUUAUAAGGAAACCAGGAGUGAGUCUUAUCAAUUCAAUUGUACAAAGAAAACUAUAGACAUAUAUAUUACAAAAAUUGAUUUAA